GUGGAGCACUUCCUGGGAGGAUCAGAGAUCAUCCUCCUUAUUGUCAUGGCCUAUGAUCGCUAUGUGGCCAUCUGCAAGCCACUGCACUACACAACCAUCAUGCGACAGGGGCUCUGCCGCCUCCUGGUGGUGGUGGCCUGGAUAGGGGGCAUCCUACAUGCUGCCCUGCAGACCCUUUUCAUGGUCAGCUUGCCCUUCUGUGGUCCCAAUGUCAUUGACCACUUCAUGUGUGAUCUCUUCCCUCUGCUGAAGCUUGCCUGCAGCGACACCUACAGGUUGGGAAUGGUGGUGGCAGCCAACAGUGGGGCCAUGUGCUUGCUCAUUUUUUCCAUGCUACUCAUCUCCUACAUAGUCAUUCUGAGGUCCCUGAAUUCCCACAGCUCCGAAGGACGACACAAAGCCCUCUCAACAUGUGGCUCUCACUUUGCCGUAGUUGUACUUUUUUUCGUGCCUUGCAUAUUCACCUACAUGCGUCCUGUGGUCACCUACCCUGCGGAUAAGCUGGUGACUGUGUUCUUUGCAAUCCUCACUCCCAUGUUAAAUCCUAUCAUUUACACAGUGAGAAAUACAGAGGUGAAAAGUGCCAUGAAGAGACUGUUGAGAAGGAGAGUGACUUAG
Messenger RNA from Suricata suricatta (meerkat), 618 nucleotides. Its product is annotated as olfactory receptor 140-like. Gene Ontology annotation, molecular function: olfactory receptor activity; G protein-coupled receptor activity. The annotation marks the transcript as partial. Gene Ontology annotation, cellular component: membrane. The transcript has a single exon. Gene Ontology annotation, biological process: G protein-coupled receptor signaling pathway. The record is from RefSeq and is a predicted model, not a curated record. Lineage: Eukaryota; Metazoa; Chordata; Mammalia; Carnivora; Herpestidae.